UUGAUGUGGGAGCAGCUGCUUGACACGGAGAAGAUCCGUUCGACAUGGGCGGCGGCGACUCGAACAUCAACGGCGACGGCAGCAGCAGCAGCAACAGCAGCGGGGAAGAGGACGGGGACGCAGCCUGGAAGGCGGCCAUCAACUCCGUAGCCACCGUCGGUUUCGGCCUCUCGGCCUCCAAUGGCCGCCCAAAGACCGACCCGACCGCGGUCGAUUCGUCCGAGGACGAUGACGACGAUGCCACCGCCCAACUUCACCAACAGGGGCGGUGGCAGGCACCUAAGCUAAAGCUCUAUCAGAUUAAGGCACAAAAGAUUUUGGAUGACCUGUUGGAUAGAAGCCUCAUGAUGGUCAGAAAUCCCAUCCCUUCCAUUGAUGAAUUUCCACAAUCCGAAGAAGCUGGAAUUCGAUUAUUCAGCAACUCGCCUGCUGGCAUAAUAUUGGAUCCUGUUGAUGAACAUCCACUACCACGUACGAAACCCAGACUUCUACCAGGAGAAGAAAUCAACGAGAAAUCAAAGAAGUUCAAAAGCCAAAUCAGGUCUGUUGUUCUCAAUGGCAACGAUAUCAUGGCCACUGCAGCAGAAGCAUGCGAGAGAGCGUUGGCCAGAUCUGAAGCUAAAGAAGCUGCAGCAAAGGCAGCAGCCAAGAGAGAGGAAGAAAGGGUUUCAGAACUGAAGAAGGCUAGGGGAGAGAAAUGGCUUCCUUCUGUUGCAAAAUAUAUGCAGGCUUGAAAUUGUCAUACCGAAAGUGGGGGAGCUCAAACUUGUGGUUCUUAAAUCGAAGGAAGACUCUUGCGACAAAGCACAGAUGCUGGUAAGAAAGUCUCCAAAGUGCUGCUCAUUAGGUAUGCCAAUUCGAAGGAAGACUUAGGUCCAUGGUGACCUAAAUUUCUGACAUCAAAUGUGUUAUUGUCAAUCAAGCACAGACUAGCGGUUCAUUUUGUAGUUCAAGUUUCUUUUUUUUUUUCCCUCUUUGGAUAUUUCACUGGAAAAAUGGAUGAUUUUUAACAGAAAGUUGAUAUGAGCACAUAAUGCAUGGGUGGAUUUAACUAUAAGAUGAUAACAUGGUGUUCAUGACAACAGCAUUGGCACAUGAUUCUGCCGAUCUGUGUAUAGUGAUCCAAAUCAGAUGAUCUCUUAAGGUUAUAUCACCAGUCUUUGGAGUAAGAUAUUGUGCAUCAAUAUUUGGGUAACAAAGAUUGAGCAACAAGUGCAUUUAGGAUAUUAUGUUUGUGAUACAAUUUCAAUUCCCUAUUAUUGCAAGGUCUUGAGAACCAUUAUGCCUGGUUCACUAACCAGAAAAAAAUAAAGAUAUUACCAAAGAACUAUAUUAGUAGCAGACAGUCUAAAGGUCACAGU
This is a messenger RNA of Musa acuminata subsp. malaccensis (wild Malaysian banana), 1361 nucleotides long. RefSeq lists its product as uncharacterized. The record is from RefSeq and is a predicted model, not a curated record. Lineage: Eukaryota; Viridiplantae; Streptophyta; Magnoliopsida; Zingiberales; Musaceae.